Molecule: messenger RNA, 2443 nt
Organism: Platichthys flesus (European flounder)
Lineage: Eukaryota; Metazoa; Chordata; Actinopteri; Pleuronectiformes; Pleuronectidae
Product: solute carrier family 22 member 4-like
Exons: 11
Coding region: 240-1892 (550 amino acids)
Biological process (GO): transmembrane transport
Cellular component (GO): membrane
Molecular function (GO): transmembrane transporter activity
Source: RefSeq, a predicted model, not a curated record
AGAUGUCGCCAGAGAAAUGCAAACUAUUGUCCGGACUGCGCCCAAGUAGACGUUUGCCUUGUGCAGGGCGGGAGUUGCCUGUGCAGUUGGGCGGGCGAGGCACAUCCCAACACAGCCUCGGGGCUUUUUUGUUCAAGUUUGCCUCAUCUGGAUAAUUAACAUGGUUGUGCGCUCAGCUUGGCACCAGCUGACUCCGCAGGACGCAGCUACAGGAAACCACCGGAGAGGAGACUUUGACGAUGAGGGAUUACGAUGAGAGCAUCGCUUUCCUGGGACAGUGGGGACGUUUCCAGCUGGUCGUCUUCUUCCUGCUCUGCUCCACCAUUGUUCCCAAUGGAUUUGGAGCCUUCACCCUCGUCUUCCUCACGGACAUGCCGAGCCACCACUGCCUGGUGCCUGAGGACAACCUCACAGAGGACUGGCGCAGAGCCACCAUACCAGUGGAGGUGGUGAAUGGGAAGGAGGAGCAGAGCAGAUGCAGCAGAUACAGGUUGGAUGUGGUCAGAAAUCUGUCGGCUCAGGGCUUCGUUCCUGGCAGGGACGUCAACCUCACCGACCUGGAGCAGGAGGUCUGUGUGGACGGGUGGAGCUACAGCACGGACACGUACACAUCCACUGUAGUCUCUGAGUUUAACCUGGUGUGCAGUGAAGAGUGGAAGCAGCCGUUAACCGCCACAGUCUAUUUCCUGGGAAGUCUGUGUGGAUCUUUCUUCUCCGGGCUGCUGUCAGACAGAUUUGGAAGGAAGCCUGUUCUGUUUGCCACCGUCGCACUUCAGACGGUUUUUACCUUCAUUCUCGUCUACUCUACCUCAUGGCUAAUGUUAACCAUCCUCCUCUUCAUCAAUGGUUUGGGACAGAUAUCAAACUUCGUAGCUGCUUUAGUGCUGGGAGCUGAGAUCUUCACCGGCAACGUGCGAGUCCUCUACUCAUCUUUAGGCACGUGUUUAGGUUUCACCCUCGGCUACAUGAUGCUGCCGGCCUUCGCUUACUUUAUUAGAGACUGGAGAUCUCUCACUCUGGCUUUGGCGCUGCCUGGCCUGCUCUACAUCCCCCACUGGUGGUUCAUCCCGGAGUCUCCUCGGUGGCUGCUCUCUCAGGGACGAGUGGAGGAGGCUGAAGCCAUCGUGAGAAAAGCUGCUAAAUGGAACAAGCUGCAGGCUCCUCCCGUCAUCUUUGAGACUUGCAGUGAUGAUGAGGAUAAGACAGAGGUGAAAGAAAGCCACGGUUUCUUCGACCUGCUGAGGACGUGCAACAUCGGAAUCACAACAAUCCUUCUCUGCUGGGUAUCGUUCACCAUGAUGACCGGAUACUUCGGCCUGUCCUUCAGCACGGCCCAGCUCCACGAUGACCCCUACAUCAGCUGCUUCAUCUCAGCAGCCAUAGAGGUUCCUGGGUACAUCACCAGCUGGGUGGCGCUGCGAUAUUAUCCACGACGAUCAGCUUUGAUCUGCAUCCUGCUCAUUGGAUCAGUGCCACUGUUACUCAUUCAAUUUAUACCUGAAACUCUACCGCACAUGUCUCUUGCUCUGGAGAUAUUGGGUAAAUACGCUCUCACCGCUGGCGUCUCCAUGAUAUUUACCUACACCUCGGAGCUCUACCCAACGCCGCUCAGGAACACGGCCACAGGAACAACAUCCACUAUCUCCAGAGUGGGGGCCUGCUUCGCGCCGUUUUUGUUGACGCUGAGGAGCUACCUGAAGGGCCUUCCUCAUAUUGUGAUGGGGUCUCUGUGUGUUGUCUCGAUCUUUGCCACCCUCUUCCUCCCCGAGAGUUUCGGACGACCUCUACCCGAAACCAUUCAAGAGAUGCACAAAAGAGAAAGGAUACGGUGUCCAUGCAUCAGUGGGGGGGAACAAAACGUCCACGUGCACUACCAGGACAGUCUAAUAUGAUUAUCAAGUGUUUUAUUUAUCUACAGGGAUUUUCCUCUGUAUCAAUAUCUCAAAUCACCUUGAAAAUGUUACACAACAGUUCCAACCAAGGGCAGGCAGGUCGGAGCAGGACGACCCGUCGGGUGGAGCAGCCGUCUGCCUCGAUUUGGAGCAGAGAAAUAUUUAGAGUAUGGAAUUGAAAAGGUUCAAUGAGCUCUUUAAAAAAUGUUGUACACAGGAUUUCAAAUACUAAAUGCAGAGAAGCCUAGAGUGGAGAGAUGUGAUGUUCCUGUCAGUGUUCCUGCUGCACAGUAUGGAUCACCUCUGACCUUUCGGGACCUUCCUGAUAAUAGAGAAUUGCAGUAGUCCAAUCUACAGGGAACAGAUGUUUCUACUCGUUUUUCAGCAUCAAUCUAAAACAGGGUAUUUUUGAAACCCCAGCAGAAGAAUGUGACAUUGAAAGAAGUUGAUUUAUACAUCUUUGUAAAUUGAUUAUAUAAAUUAGGUUUCCAUUUCAAGAAAUGUAACAGAAUAUGUUUUUCAUUUUACAUAAAUAAACAACUGAAAAUCAA